Molecule: messenger RNA, 585 nt
Organism: Mesorhabditis belari
Lineage: Eukaryota; Metazoa; Nematoda; Chromadorea; Rhabditida; Rhabditidae
Source: the annotation of a GenBank genome assembly
AUGGACGAGGAUCACUAUGACACCCCGUGGGAAUUCCUCGUUCGUCCUGGCUCUAUUCGAUUGAGUACUGCGCAAGAUCAAGAUCGUUCCAGGGCAUGCGUCUUCCCGGUUCCUCUUCUCCUCGUGGCUGUGACUCCUCGUCGAGCCCCUCAUCACCUCUUCCUCCACAAACAUCUCCAUCGCGGCUCUCAAAUGGAAAUUCCCCUCCAAACACUCAAAAUCAUCACGUCCACCAGCUCACACAACAACAGUUUUCUCCAGAACACGAGCGAAACAAAAGGAGGACAAAUGAGAAGAGGAUUAGAUCGAAUCGAGGCUGAGAAACGAUUGGAGUCGACGAAUCUCGGAGAUUAUUUGCUAAGGUACAGAAAGGAGGGAUCGGCUGCGCUCAGUUUGAAAGGGUCAACAAGCGUGCUUCACAUUAAGCUAGAGCGUCGAGAUGGGCAAUGGAUCGUUGGUGAAGGGCCGACUUUUCGCUCAAUCUCCUCCGCAAUUCAAUACUAUCGUCGUCAUCCUCUUCCAAUUCGAGGCGCUGAGCACGUGCUUUUAAAUCGUAAUUUCUCAAAAACCGGUUACUCAGAUUUC